Messenger RNA from Haliaeetus leucocephalus (bald eagle), 1890 nucleotides. RefSeq names its product myotubularin related protein 11 (gene MTMR11). Bases 1 to 1890 code for a protein of 629 amino acids. NCBI's taxonomy places the organism in Eukaryota, Metazoa, Chordata, Aves, Accipitriformes, Accipitridae. The transcript has 12 exons. The record is from RefSeq and is a predicted model, not a curated record.
AUGGGGGCCCAGCGCCAGCCGGGCAAAGGCAGUGGGGUCCCAGAUCCAGCCCCACUGCCUUUCCCAGGGCUGGGGGGGGACACACACGCUGGGGGCAGCUUCCAGCUCUCUGCCCAUCUCCCACAGGCUCCCGGCUCCCGUGCCUUCCUCCACAGCGACUACGACGUGGCGCUGCCCUGCAUCCGCAAGCUGGUGGCAGGUAAAAGUGACAACCCCGAGCCCCUGUGUGAUGAGUUGGGCAGGUCUCAGCCAGUGCUGAUGGCCACCCCCUCAACGCCUGCCACAGCCAGCAGCUUCACCAAACCCAAGGUGCUGACGGCCGCCUCCACCCUCAAGUUCAUCCCUGAGGAGUUGGCUGUUUUCUGCCGGGAUUUCCGCCUGCUCCGCUUCCACUUCCAGGAGAACGGGUUGGCUCUGCAGGCGUUUCGGGUCGCCAAUGCCAUCGCCCAAGCGCGGGAGGCAGCCGCAUGGCUGGGGGACACUGGCGAGGGACACGAUGGCUGGUGCUGCCCAGCUGAAGCCCCUUUGGAGGAUGAGGAUGAGGAGGAAGGCUCGGCUGCCACGCUGCUCUUUGAGAGCCUGCGUGACUGGGAAAAGGAGCUGAAGCGCCUGGGUGCCGUGGGCUGGAGGGUGAGCGCCGUCAACGAGCGCUUCGACAUGGCCCCCAGCCCCCCCCGGACCCUGUGGGUGCCCAGCGGGCUCCUGGACCACGACCUCAAGCGGACCUUCGCCCACUUUGAGGAGCGCCGGGUGCCUCGCCUGUGCUGGCACCACCCAGGCGGCGGAGACCUGCUGAGAGCUGCCAGCUUCCACGCAGCCUCUGAGCCAGGCAGUGAGGAUGUGAGGUGCCUGGAGGCUCUGCUGCUGGGGGGCCGUGGGCCUUGUGUGCUGGCCGACACUGCCGAGCUGCCCACCCUCGCCGACAUCCAGGUCGCCCACCUCAAGCUGCGGGCGCUCUGCCUGCCCGGUGCGGCAGCGGAAGAGAAGUGGCUCUCAGCCUUGGAGGGGACACGCUGGCUGGACCAUGUCCGCACCUGCUUGAGAAAAGCUGUUGAGGUGGCAUCGCUGCUGGCGGGGAGACGCUGCUCCGUCCUCCUGCAAGAGCCAUCAGACCGGGACCUAAACUGCCUGCUGGCCUCGCUGGUGCAGCUCCUAGGGGACCCCCAUACCCGCACCCUGCCCGGCUUCCAGAGCCUGGUGCAGCGGGAAUGGGUGGCAGCUGGACACCCCUUUCCCCACCGACUGGGGCUCCUCCGUCGCGACAGCCCCCGGGAGGAGGCUCCCGUUUUCCUGCUGUUCCUGGACUGCACGUGGCAGCUAGUGCGGCAAUUCCCAGCGGCUUUUGGCUUUACUGAGGCCUAUCUCCUCGCCCUCCACGACAGCAGCUUCGCCCCUUACUUCAGCACCUUCCUCUUCAGCUGCCAGCGGCAGCAGGGACGAGGCAGCCCGCACCGGCCUCGUAGCCAGACCUAUACACCGGUGAACGGUUGGCGGGACCCCCAGCCAGGUGCGCCGCAGGUGGGCAGGACAGGCAGCCCUGCCUGCAGGCUGCCCACUGUCUGGGACUGGGGGCUGCGCUACAGCCGGCACCAGCGGGCCCGAUUCAGGAACCCAGCGGAGAGCCUUGGCGAGUGGGGGGGCAGCCCGGGGGGUAACCGGCCCCCUGCCCCCCCCCCGGGGCUGCUGCUGCCCUGCGCUGCAGGACCUUCCGUCCGGCUCUGGCAGCGCUGCUACCUGCGGGGUCUGCCUGAGGCACAGCAUGGGCGCUUCGCCCCAUCUCCGGCCGGCCUGGCCGAGGAGCUGACGUUGCUGCAGGACCGGCUCAGCGCCUGGCAGCCAGCGGGAUCCUGCACUGAGGCCGCUGGCAGCGCCCUCGCACCCUCCCAGUGA